Molecule: messenger RNA, 930 nt
Organism: Seminavis robusta
Lineage: Eukaryota; Bacillariophyta; Bacillariophyceae; Naviculales; Naviculaceae
Source: the annotation of a GenBank genome assembly
AUGGCGUAUAUGCAUGACGAUGACAAUGACGGUAUUGAGAGUCCCACGUUCACGUGCUUCGAGAUGUGCAUCUACGGGUGGACCCUCGCGCGGACCGCUGUGUGGUUGAACGGAUCCAGAGUCAUCUUGCGGUGGUUCCUGUUGGGGUGGGCGCAUGACGAUGACAAUGACGGUAUUGAGAGUCCCACGUUCACGUACCUCGAGAUGUUCUUCUUUGAUGAACCCUCGGCGGACCGCUGUGUGGUUGAACGGAUCCAGAGUCAUCUUGCGGUGGUUCCAUUGUGGGGUGGGUCGUCCUCAUGCAAGGUCUUGACAAUGAUGCUUCGACCGUUCGUGUUCGAGUGGCAAACGUCCAUUCAUCGUCAAGUCCGCUCCGAUACAAGUCAUCAUGCAACCCAAGCCUUCAUUAUCCCGUUCACAUUAUCCCGUUCGUCAAGUCAAGUCAAGUCAAGUCAAUCACGACGACGCGUCAAGACUCCCACGUCACAUGUCCAUGCUACUGUUGGUUGGUUGGUCGAUCGGUCGGUUGACAUGCAUGACGAUCACUCUUCGCCGACAAUGGCUGGUGUCUUGCGGUGGUUCCUCUUUGGGAUGGUUCGUCCUCGUGCUGGCAUGUUGGGUUGUCGGCAACUCAAAUCACAACAGGCAACAAGUCGAGAGCACCGAUUCAUCGUCCAAGUCUUCAUGAUUCGUUCGUCUUGGGUCUCGCAACACGGUCCUCGCUCCUCCUUUGGAUUUCGGUCAGGUUACUUCCAACGUCGCUCAACUCUCAGCUCCAAGCAUGUCAUUAGGUGGUCGGUCGGCGGUCGGUUGGUCGGUGUUAGUGUCGGUUGGUUGGUUGGCGGUUGGCUGCCUUGUCCCUGUCGGUUGGUCAUCUGCAUGGUUUCGCUGCGAGUUGGCUCUUUGUGGCGUCGUCUCCUACUUUCGUAA